Messenger RNA from Ceraceosorus guamensis, 1203 nucleotides. RefSeq lists its product as hypothetical. The record is from RefSeq and is a predicted model, not a curated record. The transcript has 2 exons. Lineage: Eukaryota; Fungi; Basidiomycota; Exobasidiomycetes; Ceraceosorales; Ceraceosoraceae. The coding region runs from base 1 to 1203 and encodes 400 amino acids.
AUGAGCAUUCCAUCCAGCGCUACGCACGCUCCGGCCGCCCCAUCCACACCCACAUACCGUUGGGCACACCCUUCUCGCAAACCACGUCGAUUCGCAGUCGGAAAGGUGCACAUGACUCCCAAGCGCGCAGUAUACCAGGUGCACCAGUGGCCUUCACUUUGCAAUUGUGCGCUGGAAGAUAUGCGCGAGCGAAGCGCCAAGUGGCAAGAGAUCUGGAAGCGCGAGAGCGAGGCUGUUCGAGCUUCGCUUCGGCAAGCGCAGGAUAGCAGCACUGCGAGCGGUCAGCGACUCGCUGUUCGUCUCGCUGCAAAGUCGAUGGAGCUCUCUAGACAAAAGCGCGAAGCGGAAGAGGCGAAGCAGGCCCACGCAACGGCUUUGAGCGUCGCAGAGCAGAAGGCCCGAGAAGCUAAAGCUGAGCAAGCUGAGCUCGAGCGCAUCGCCAAUGACCUCAGAGCGAAACUCAACGAGCAGGAAGAGGCGCGCUUCGUUGAGCAAGGCAUCGCUAACGAGGCUUGCCGCGGCCUCAAAUCCGAGAAAGAAGAGCGAAAGCACUUUCAAGGGCAGUGCCGCCUUGCACAGAGGGAGGUGGAGAGGCUCAAGAAAGUCGUCGUAAGGCUGGAGAGGGAGCGCAAGGUAUGCGAUAGCAGGCACAGGCAAGUGGUGGAGCGAUGCGAGCGCAUCAUUGCCAGCAAGGACAAGCAAUUGGAAGUCAACGGGCAAGAGUCUUCCACAAAAAGGCGAACCCGAUAUACGACGGCUUUCGCACAAAACAGCGGUGACGAGCUUGCAAACUCUUUCUCUGAGAGUCGAGAGGCAGCGCAAGCCUCGCUGAGGAGCAUGGAAAGCAAUGGGAAUUCCGAAGAAGAGUCGCGCGAUGAAAAUCUCUCUUUCCAGCUGGACGAAAUAGCAGACAUCGUUGUGCGCUCUGAAAGUGCAGACGAGACAACUUCGGCUGCAUCUUCAGGCGAGAAUCUCUCUCGUGGUGGAUCUUCGGACCCCUCUGGCACCUCUUCGGCGCACACGAGCGCAUGUAGCGAGACUGGUUCGCAUGAGAAGACGCGCAUCUCUCUUAAAGAACACGUGACGCUAUCUCUUGCACUUCUCAAGACGAGAGGACAGCAUCACGGGCUCAAAAGUUUGGCAGAGCUUCGCAUCGGAUCGCGCUUGCCCAUCCUCUCGCGCCAUGGGGUCCUGGUCGAGUAG